AUGGCCUCGUUCAUGAACAAGCGGCAGGCGCGCGUCAUUAAAGUCUCGGACGAAGAUGUCGAUCCAUCCGCGCCGUCCGACAAUGACGCCACAGAAGAAGAUGCUCCUAGGGUGAUAUUCGGCACGAAAACCGGGAAGAAGCCGUUUCGACAGUCGGGCUUGCGAAAGAGCUUCAACCCUGCCGACGGAGAUGUCCUUGGCUUGGAAGAUGGAGGUGUCAAGCUCGACGACGAGGCGGAUGGGCCGGUUGUCGUUCGGCCAAACGUGAGCAUGAACAGGUCUGGCUCGCUGAAACAAAAAAAGAGGAAACCAAAAUCUAGGCUUUCGUUUGGUGGCGACGCGAUGGAUGCUGGAGAGGACGAGGCCGAGGAACUCAGCACGCCGAAGCGGGCGCCUCUCGGAUGGAAGGCCAUGGAGAAUAGCGCGGCGAGGCGAGGCGUGCCUCUGCGGGGGCUUGCCGGAAGGACAUUGCAGGAUGAUGACGAAAAACCAAGGUACAGCAAGGAGUAUCUCAGCGAGCUGCAGUCCUCAACGCCGAACACGCCACGCGACAUCUCCACGCUGCACAUCGACGACGCCGACGACAUGGAGCUGGACGAGUCGGAACUCGAGGGGGCCCUGAUCGUCGAAGCCCCGGCGCCGUCUCCGAAGCCGACGACGCAAAUACUGACCGACGUCGAAAUACGCGAGCGAAAAGAACGGCGGGCCCGACUCGCCAAGGAGCAGGGGUUCCUGUCGGUCGAGGACGAUGACGACGAGGACCGGCCAGGGCGAAAGAAGAAAGCUGAUACCCGAUUGCUCGCGGAAGACGAGGAUCUUGGAGAGGGAUUCGACGACUUUGUCGAGGAUGGAGGCUUGUCACUCGGCAAGCGGGCCGAAAGGGAGCGGCGAAAGCAGCAACGUCGCCAGAUGGCCGAGCUCAUAUCCGCCGCCGAGGGCCACACGUCCGACUCGUCCUCGGACAGCGAUGCGGAACGGAGAAUCGCCUACGAAUCGGCGCAAACGAGAGCAGGCCUGGACGGCCUGGAGAAGCCGAAAAAGAACGCGGCAGACGAGCUACUGCGGGUGCCCCCCAAGAUAACGCCUCUCCCGAAUCUGACGGAAUGCCUGGCUCGACUGCAGGCCACCCUGGCGGGCAUGGAAGUGGACAUUGAGUCCAAGAAGGCGAGGAUAGAGCAGAUCCGGUGCGAAAAGGAAGACAUUGCCAAGCGGGAGGCCGAAGUCCAGGCCCUACUUGACGAGACGGGUAGGAAGUACCAGGAAGCAAUGAACCGGGGUGCGCCGAGCGGCGCCGCCAGGGGCGUUGAGGGACCGGUGGAGAGGGGUUUGGAGAGUUUGGGAACGACGCCGAUGCGGGUGCAUGAGGACAUGGAUGUGUCAUGA
This is a messenger RNA of Drechmeria coniospora, 1383 nucleotides long. RefSeq lists its product as uncharacterized. Gene Ontology annotation, biological process: spliceosomal complex disassembly. Bases 1 to 1383 code for a protein of 460 amino acids. The transcript is spliced from 2 exons. Lineage: Eukaryota; Fungi; Ascomycota; Sordariomycetes; Hypocreales; Ophiocordycipitaceae. The record is from RefSeq and is a predicted model, not a curated record. Gene Ontology annotation, cellular component: U2-type post-mRNA release spliceosomal complex.